AGUUGUUUCUAGCCCGGUAUCCGAAAUUGCAGUAUACGACUUGACCAGUCCCCCUUUGGUCGUCAUGGCGUCAGUGAGCGGCAGGCCAAUACUUGCUUCCCUGAGGAGCUACUCCAUGGCCAGACAUAUCUUACCGAGGGGUCACCAUGUUCCUCGUGUGGCAAAAGCAUUAUGCAGUUCUUCAGCAAAGAUCAACAACGUGAAUUCCAUAACCAGCGAAACCAGUCCAGAUACCCCGAAGUCAUAUGUGCGGGACUCUUCAUUUGAGCAGAUGCAUAUGGAAACUUCACAAAUAGACAUGCCCAUUGAAAUGCACAACCCUUAUGAGAGAGAGAAGAUUUGCUGUCUUCUUUGCAAGUACAACAUACGUCUUGAUUUUAAGAAUGCAAGGCUACUGUCUCAGUUUGUGUCCCCAUAUACUGGAAAAAUCUAUGGGCGGAAUAUUACUCGCUUGUGUCAAAGACAACAGGCUGAGCUGGAAAGAGAAGUAGAGAAAAGUAUAAAUGCAGGAUACAUGGCUGUGAAGCUGAAAAAUGUAGAGUUCUUGAAGGAUCCCAAGUUGUUUGAUCCCAACAAUCCUCUGAGACCUCAUAAUUAUUAGUAACCCCAAAUAACUGUGCUACUAGUGACUAAUAAUUAUGCAAAUACUGUGCACCAUUUUUGUAUUUGCAUAUCAAACUGUAAAUAUGUUCCUAAUUG
Molecule: messenger RNA, 699 nt
Organism: Procambarus clarkii (red swamp crayfish)
Lineage: Eukaryota; Metazoa; Arthropoda; Malacostraca; Decapoda; Cambaridae
Gene: mRpS18C
Product: mitochondrial ribosomal protein S18C
Biological process (GO): mitochondrial translation
Cellular component (GO): mitochondrial small ribosomal subunit; ribosome
Molecular function (GO): small ribosomal subunit rRNA binding; structural constituent of ribosome
Source: RefSeq, a predicted model, not a curated record